CGAUUCUACUUGAGAGGAGAAUGGUUCUCCACAUAGAAUAAAAUGCAAGGAGCUCUCAUAUUUUGAUUUGUGAAGUUCUGUUCUGUUAGUUUUUGUAGCUGAAUAGCAUCACAUCAUUGCAACCUUCAGUAGCCACCAUGAAGCUUCUCAUUUCCAUCUGUCUUCCACUCGUCUUCUUGUUGGCUGGAAACGGGUCGACUCAAGUCGAUGCCUUGGUGGAUUCUCUUUCCCUUCGCAGCCGCAGCAAUGCCAUGCAUUCUUCCUCGAAGCGUACUAUGAAUGGACCUGUGGCUCUUGGUGAAGUCAGUGUCACGGCUCCUGACACCUCGGUGACUUUGGAUGCCUUGAUCAAUGAGCCACGCCCUGUCGUUACAAAACCUUCCACUCUUUCUCACUUGACUUGGAAACGCCGACUCGAUACCAAACAAGAUCCUCUUGAUGUCCACAAGUGGGCUGGCUUUGGCUGGUGGGUUUCGGCCACAGCCAUCUUUGGCACUGGAACUCUUUCGGGCUUUACACAAGUUCCGCCCGUCCUUGAGGCAUACACGUAUUUAUUCCUUCUUGCCACUCUCGCUCAGGGUGCCACGAGUGUCCCCAUGGCCAUCAAGUUUCGUCCCAAUGAGCCCGAUGUUCAGCGUGGCUUUAUCAGCUCUGCCAUUACAUCUUCCAGCAUGGCCAUUGUGGGUGUUUGGUUGAGUCCUUUCGGGGAAUCAGCUAUUUUGAGUCCCAGCAUUGUUGCGAGCCUCAUUGGCUUUAUCAUUGUGACAGAUAUCUUGUACAGUCUCACGUCAUUUGAGGACAUCAAAAUGAUGAUCCAAGAGUUCAAAGACAAGAAGAUUGAUCAGGCCAAGUUUAUCACUACUAUUCCUUGGGCACUCCCGCUCAACUUGAUCUUGCUCCACGAAAUGGUCCACCAUGCAAGUGAUAUGCGUCAAUACUUUGUUGCGACUAUUGUUUCCAAUGGCAGUUCCAUUGACUUGGUUUACUAUGCCUCCAUGGUCACGAGUAUAUUCAUCAGUGUUGGGAAUCUCACCUCCACUCUUCAUCAUCGCAAGCUUAUUUCCAAAGAAGUGAUGGAUAUUGCCUUUAUCGGAUCCCAGGUGGUCACUAUUGUUUUCAAUUUGAAGGCUGCGGGCCUGUACUGAACACCAGGAGGAGGAACCAGUAUACCCUUCUUUCAUUUGUCACUUACAGCACGAAGAAGCAAAAUGGAAAUCCAAGGCUUGCAUAUCGUGCAUUAUUUGUACGAACCCAGCCAGUAUCCGUGGCUGGCCAUAACCCUUCCAGAAUCGGUCGCUUAUAGCACAAAGCAGCAACCACGAGGAACACUGGAAUUGAAGGUUUGCAUAUCAUGCAUGUACUCAAGUAAGAAAACCUGGGAACUCUAUAGCUAGAAGUAAAGAGUCAAAGAAAUUUAUAGGCAUUGAUGAGUUA
Molecule: messenger RNA, 1434 nt
Organism: Seminavis robusta
Lineage: Eukaryota; Bacillariophyta; Bacillariophyceae; Naviculales; Naviculaceae
Source: the annotation of a GenBank genome assembly